AUGCUGUUAAAUCUCCAUCCCGAGAGUGUGAUUGCCGUGGGGGUUCUGCUUCCCACUUUGGCCUCGGUCGCAAUGGGCCUGCGCUUAUUCUCUCGUCAGCAUCUUGGAGUACCUUUGAAGGAAGAUGACUGGCUUCUCUUGGUGUCUACCAUCUUUGUCUGGGGACUGGGGAUCACCAACAUCGCCGGUGCAGCUCUGGGGGCGCUGGGCGCCCAUUCACUGCCCGCUGGUCCCAACGCGCCACAUGGAAAUACGAUUCUUCGGGGUCCCAAAGAUGAGAUUGCGGAGCAGAUCGUUCUGGGAUACAGUAUCGUUGAGAAAAUCACCUUUGGAGUCAUCAAAAUCAGCGUCAUCAUGGCCUAUCGUCGGAUCUUUCGAGGUCGCGGCUUCAAUAUUGCCUCUCUGUGCAUGAUGGUCGUUUGCACUCUGCUGGCACUGUCCUUCCUGAUCACUUCGGCGCUGCAAUGCCAUGUUCGCAAUUGGAACCUGAAAUAUCUCGAAUGGUCUCAUCGCAAGCAUUGCAUUCAAGCAGAGAUCUCGUGGUCUGGAUACGCCAUUGCCGACGUGCUGACCGACUUGGUUCUCUUACUUUUCCCGGUACCCUUGGUCUGGAAGCUGCAGUUGACCAUGUCCAAGAAGAUUAGUGUCUUGCUGGUUUUUCUUCUCGGCUCACUCUCGACUGCCGUCGGAAUCGUGAGGAUGGUGGUCAUUCUUUAUUUCACCUAUGGAGCCCCCGAUGGAUAUCGAGACUUGCUCGACACAAUUUCAACAGCCCUAAUCUGGAGCUUAGUCGAGGCCUCAGUGGCCAUUCUCGCAACUUGUCUCCCUUCGAUCCGUCCGCUCAUCCAUCGAUCCUCCGCCAGCUACCCGAGUAAGAGGCCGAUUUACGCCAGUGGACAUCAACUCUCGAAACCGCGGGACUCGCAGCUACGAGCGCACCCGGUAAUGCAUGGCUUUGAUGAGAUCGACGACUCUCAACAACCGGUCCUUCCAGCGGCGGCGCGAAUAUGGGCGCGAUAG
Penicillium oxalicum is the source of this 1020-nucleotide messenger RNA. RefSeq lists its product as uncharacterized. The coding region runs from base 1 to 1020 and encodes 339 amino acids. The transcript is spliced from 3 exons. The record is from RefSeq and is a predicted model, not a curated record. NCBI's taxonomy places the organism in Eukaryota, Fungi, Ascomycota, Eurotiomycetes, Eurotiales, Aspergillaceae.